AUGGGUAAUUUCUUAUCACAUCCAAUUGAAGAAAAGGAAAUAGACUAUAAGAAUUAUGAGAAAAUAUCAUAUUGUAUUGGUUCAAUGCAAGGUUAUAGAUUAUCAAUGGAAGAUGCUCAUAAUGUUUUGAUAAAUGAAGAUCAAUCAAUUAUUGUAUUUGGUGUAUUUGAUGGUCAUGGAGGUGAUCAAUGUUCAAAGUAUUUAGCUGAAAAUUUACCAAAAUAUAUUUUUAAAAGAUUAAAUCAUCAUCAUAAAUCUCAUAAAAAUCAAAAUCCAUGGUCAAAUCCUCAAAAUGUAAUACAUUUAUUAAAAAAUUCAUUUUUUAAAUUAGAUCAUGAUUUAUAUUCAAAGCAACAUCAAUUUGAUUUAAUAAAUUGUGGAAGUACUGGAAUAAUUAUAGUUAUUAUAAAUUCAAUUAUAUAUGUUGCAAAUACUGGAGAUUCAAGAUGUAUAAUUUCAAUAAAAGGUAAACCCAAAACAUUAUCAUUUGAUCAUAAACCAAAUAAUAUGAGUGAAAGAGUAAGGAUAGAAAAUUCAAAUGGUUAUAUAAUAAAUAAUCGAGUUAAUGAAAUUUUAGCAUUAUCAAGAGCAUUUGGUGAUUUUAAAUUUAAAUUACAAUUUUUACAAAACACAAGAAAUGAAUAUUUGCAAAAAAAUAUGAAUAAUUUAAAUAAGAAAUUGAUACAUUUACCUCCGGAAUUAUUUCAAGUCACUGUUGAGCCUGAUGUAUUAUUAUAUGAUUAUAAAGUACAAAAUUUACCUGAAUUUAUUGUAAUUGCUUGUGAUGGAAUUUGGGAUUGUUUUAAAAAUGGACAAUUGAUACAAUUAAUAAGAGAUAAAUUAGUAUUGGGUUGGAGAUUGAAUAAAAUUGUUGAACAUAUCUUAAAUACAUCAUUGAGUUUACUGAAUCAUUUUACUGGGGUUGGUUAUGAUAAUAUGACUAUAAUAAUAAUACCUAUACAAGUAGAAGGUCAAAGUUUGGAUGAUUGGUAUAAAUUAAUGAUAAAUAGAAUAGCAAAUGAAAAGGGUUUAAAUUAG
Molecule: messenger RNA, 1038 nt
Organism: Insectozyma verbasci
Lineage: Eukaryota; Fungi; Ascomycota; Pichiomycetes; Serinales; Debaryomycetaceae
Source: the annotation of a GenBank genome assembly